Molecule: messenger RNA, 2647 nt
Organism: Lutzomyia longipalpis
Lineage: Eukaryota; Metazoa; Arthropoda; Insecta; Diptera; Psychodidae
Product: leukotriene B4 receptor 1
Exons: 5
Coding region: 307-1743 (478 amino acids)
Biological process (GO): G protein-coupled receptor signaling pathway
Cellular component (GO): membrane
Molecular function (GO): G protein-coupled receptor activity
Source: RefSeq, a predicted model, not a curated record
AGUCGCGGUGAAACUUCCAUGGCGGUGGGUUGCUACUGGUGUCCGUUGUGCGGAAAAGUGCUGUAGUGUGGCGUCGAGAGAACGAUUCAUGCCCUGUACCACAAAUUUCAUAUCCAUUUACCUUGUUCACCUCACUUGUGGAUUUCCAGAAACAAAUCAACUAUGCCCGUCCGUGUGCGCGAUUGAAGAGUUUCCAGAAGAGAAUUGCGAAAGAGAGUGGCGGAGCUGCGGGGGUGGGUGGUGUGAGAGGAAGCGCGCGUGGGGCAUGAGAAAAAUGAAUUGGGACGCGAGGUGGUGAAACAGCAAAUGGACAUCAUUCACGACGCUAACCAAGUGGGCGACGUGACCCCCCUGUGGCACAACGAUACAGCGUCCCAUGGCAAUAGAACCAGCGGCGACUGGCUCUCAUCGUCCGGUACACUCGUCCUCCUCGGCAGCUACUGCACCGUGAUCUUCGUGGGUGUUUUCGGGAAUGCAUCCCUGGUGGUGACACUGUGCGCCCAGGGACGCCUCCGGAAUCCCCUACUUGUUGCACUCUGUGUCGCCGAUUUGAUAGUUUCGGGCGUCGCGGCGCCUCUCACUGUCGUCAGCAUGGCGUUUAAUUACAGCACAUGGAGCUUACCACCCGCAGCAUGCAAAGCCAUAUCCUUCAUAAAGUCCAUGCCAGUGGCAGCGAGCACAUUUUGCCUGUUUAUGCUGUCUCUGGAUCGCUUUGCCACAGUGAAGCAUCCGCGCCUCGCACAGCUACGUCAGACACGAUUCCUGCCCACCGUGCUUGCACUCGGUGCAUGGUUCACGGCAAUCCUCAUCAGUGUGCCCGUCCUGCUGGCACAUCGAGUUGACGAAAGAGCCCAAAUGAGUGGCCUAUCUCAUGCACUAACUGCCUGCCGUCCCGACUACGGGGACUACCACGUGCCAUUCCUCACAACCCACACACUCCUCGUGUUCGUCAUCCCGGGCUUUGGGGUCGUGCUCAACCAUCUGGCGGUUCGGCGGAAGCUCUGUGCGCUCUCACUCACAGCACGUGCAGCACACGGGGAACUACCCCUACCUAUGCCUAUUCUACGUCGGCCUACGCACAUGAUCAUCGUCACGGGUAUGGCACCAGCACGGGGUGGUGUUGUUGGGGAGCAGGAUGACAGCUCCGAUGCUGGUGGGGCAAUGGAAAGCAAUCUAGCGGGGCCAGCUGGGUCACAGAAGGCACCAACAAAGGUUACGCCCAAAACUCCAAGGGCAAUACGUCGCGAGCAAAUGCGUCGUCGGCAGCGAAGCAAAAGAGCCAGCGACAGAAGGCACGGCCCAGAGCUUCCAUUGCCACAGACAUCCACAUUACGAUCCCGACGACGUCUGGCCAAUCUUCUCGUGGGUGCUGCACUAAUCUUCGUAGCCUGCUGGACACCACAUGUGGUUUGCAUUGUGGGUACACAGCUAGGUAGUGGGAUGCUCUGUACCAAAGCUCUGGCUGACUUCAGUUUACUCUUAGGCUACACCCAUUCAGCUGUGUCUCCCAUUGUUUACUGGUUCCUCAACCACAAUACCCUCCGACAAUCACUCUCAUGCACCCCAUGCUGGCAAAUAUCCUCAGCGCAGAAAUUUCUGCGAACGCACUUUCGCCUUGCAGCUCCAUCGCCACCGCCCUCGUCUACAAAUGAAGCUGCUCUUGGAGCUUUCAAUCCCAGAUACAUCAAAUCCCGCCCGCAACCAAUGCCACGACCACAGGCCUCGUCGCACUACCUCUACUAAAACACAGAAAAAAUAAUCAGCAAAGAGGGAACGAAUCCAGCAGAGCUGGUCCAGCUCUUUGGUAUUUUCAUUGUAUAUCGUGUGACAAACAGGUGAGGAAUUCUCCAUAUCAUUCCUCUUGACCCCACCCGCAAUACCCACCCACCUUACACAAAACAUCGCAUGAAGUAUUCAAAUUAAGCAUUUCAGCAUCGCAACAAGUUGUUCGGUGUGAAAGACAAAUCCCAUGCCAAAUGACAAAGUCCUUUGGUCACAGCUCUUCAUUCAAUUUAUUCCCCAUUCUCUCAUUUGUACCAUCUCUCCUCCUCCAUCAAACCACUCCCAAAAUGAGAGCUUUUUGGGAAUGGAGCUUUUACACAAAUAACAAGAUAGAAUGACUUUGGCAAAAAGCUCCAAUUUCUCUGAAUUUCUUUACUUAAUUAUUGACACAGCCACACACACAACAGAGAAAUAGAGAACUAACGAGAAUUCUGAGGCUGUUUCUGACACACUUCCAUAUAGACGAAUUUUCUUCUCUGCACAAGUUUUCCGGCAAGAAAACAAAUUUGUAUUUCACACAAAACUUCAUCCCCUGAAUGGGGGCAUAAAUGCUAAAAUGGAUUAGUUAGACUUUUCAACUCUCUUUUCGGCGCAACCAAACAAAGUUUCUUAAUGCAAAAUUAAUCUCAUUUUAUGAGAAAAUUUGUAGGAAUUACUUUUUGCCCGUUAACAAGGCUGAAAAGGAAAGGAUGUUGUGAAAACAUCUCCAUAAAUUAGUUUUAGUGGUGUAAUCUCAUUGAGAGGACGUUUUUUUUCCUCAAGAAGGGAAUUCUUUGAGAAGACUUUUCACACCUAUUAAUCUCAUACUCUUUGCACUUUCCUCCCUUCCCAGCUAGCUUGGGUUCUUAAUAAUUCAUAAAAGAGA